UGAUCUGGGAGCCGACCUCGGACCGCGCCUCCCGACCUCAAAACGCUGUUCUGCUCAGAUCAUGGCACUCCCACACAUCACAUUUCGAGGUAUCGAUGUCCGGUAACACGAAUACCGAUAUCCUUCUUGCCGGCGCAGUCGCAGCAUUCUCUGUCGAUCUACUUGUCUACCCACUCGAUACUUUGAAAACGAGAUUUCAGAGCCCGGACUAUGCAAGGUUUUAUACCAAUGUCGCGACGGGGAAGCCGAAUCCCGCGUUGUUCCGUGGCUUGUAUCAGGGCGUGGGGAGUGUCAUCAUAGCGACUUUGCCUUCAUCAGGAGCAUUUUUUACGACCUACGAGCGGACAAAAGCUUUCUUCACGCACAUCAAUCCUUCGACAUCUGCGCACCCCAAUGGCCUCGUUCCUGCGCCGGUGAUACACGCGACGGCGUCUUCAAUCGCAGAGCUGGUAUCCUGCGCGAUACUCACUCCAGCCGAGGUCAUCAAGCAAAACGCUCAAAUGGUCUCCGCAGGCUCUUCCACAAAUGCCACGAUUCAGACGCUCGCAAAGUUCAAAUCGAAUCCGCUAGCGCUAUGGCGGGGCUAUACAGCACUAGCGGGGAGGAACCUUCCAUUCACGGCUCUGCAAUUCCCCAUGUUUGAGCGGCUGAAAGAGGCAAUUAGGGCCGAUAGGGAUAGGAGGGGCUUGACGACUGGAACGAUCCUUGAGAGUGGGAUGAUUACUGCGUUUAGUGCUGGGAGCGCGGGAGCGGUCGCGGCGGUACUGACGACGCCUGUGGAUGUGGUCAAGACGAGAAUCAUGCUCUCCGCUGCGGGGGACGGCGCCAACGAGGCUUCAAAGAAGCAAACCAGCGCAAAACCCGGUUCUAACGGACUGGUGGACGCGUUUGGAAAGUCGGUCGAGUCAUCGAAGGCCACCGCGAAGAACGCGGCGCGUAAUCUCAAUCCCAUGCUGAGUCCGGAGCAGAAGGGAAAGAAGAGCGCCUGGAAGAUUGGAACGGAUGUUGUGAGCGAACAGGGCAUGAAGGGCCUUUGGAGAGGCGGUGCACUGAGAGGUAUAUGGACGUUUAUUGGUAGUGGGCUGUAUUUGGGUGUUUAUGAAAGUGGAAGGGUGUAUUUGGCGAACAGGAGAGGGGAACAUGUUGACGAGGCGGAGCUGCUGUGAGGCAGGUGCAGCUCGUAAGUCCUUCCUAAACGCGAUCACUAAGGAAAGCAACUCAAAACCACGUUUUCAUCGUCUCGCUGGACCGUCAACAUUGCUAAACAGCGGCCGCACCAUACUGACGCUGAGAAGCAUUUCAACAUACGUCACUAGCUCUUAGAACAAAGCACCUUCAUUAGGUCCCGAGUCAUUGCUCUCACUACUAGGGCAAUCUAGAGACUUACGAUGGCUCCUAGGUAGAGCAUAUCAGUCCUUCCCAAGACCUUCUUAAAAAAAAGG
Trematosphaeria pertusa is the source of this 1442-nucleotide messenger RNA. Its product is annotated as mitochondrial carrier. Gene Ontology annotation, molecular function: S-adenosyl-L-methionine transmembrane transporter activity. The transcript is spliced from 3 exons. The coding region runs from base 96 to 1166 and encodes 356 amino acids. Gene Ontology annotation, cellular component: mitochondrial inner membrane. NCBI's taxonomy places the organism in Eukaryota, Fungi, Ascomycota, Dothideomycetes, Pleosporales, Trematosphaeriaceae. The record is from RefSeq and is a predicted model, not a curated record.